GCUUUUCCAUCAUCCAUAUUCCAUGGCAACUUCCCUUUCCAGUAGCUCUCUGCAACUCCCUCUCUCACUCCCAGCAAAAAAGUUCACAGAACCGUUUCUUUACAAUGAAUUCACCACAGUUUCAAUCUUUUCAUCAUCAAAAAUUAAAACCAAAUCCAAAUCAUUAAACUCAACCACAAUUAACUAUUCCUCAAUUCAAUAUCGAUUUCGCUCCAAUUUGAAUCAACCCCUUUCCUAUCAAUCUUCAUCCCAUCUAAUCGAUGAUGGAGGAAAAUCGAAACAUAGGGUUAUGUUAAAUAGUCUUAGGGUUUUAGAAUGGGAUAAACUUUGCGAUUCUGUUUCUUCAUUUGCGGGAACUUCUCUUGGUCGUAUUGCCUCUAAGGAGCAAUUGGCAUCGCUUGAUCAAACGUACGAGGAAAGCUUGAGGUUGUUAAGAGAGACUAAUGCAGCAGUGGAAAUUCGCAAGUUCAAUAAUGCUAUCAUGGAUUUUUCUUCCAUUGAUGUGUUUAUGGUGCGGUCUGCUGUAGACCAUGCUCGGAGGGCCUCGCCGGUGACAGGACAAGAAGCUAUUUCAGUUGCAGCUUUGCUACAGUUUGCUGAGGCUUUGCAGUCAAGUAUUAAAGCAGCCAUCAAAGAAAAUGCAGAUUUGCUUGACCGUUUCUUGCCCUUGGCUGACUUGAUCUUGGACUGGGUCACCAAUAAAUCAUUAGUAAGGGCAAUACUUCAAGUUGUUGAUGACGAUGGCUCUAUUAAAGACUCAGCGAGUGGAAAACUUAAACAAGCACGCUGGCGGGUUUUGGACCUUGAGAACAAGUUGCGUCAGUUAUUGAACUCUCUGAUUGCUAAUGAAACAAAUAAUACAAGUUCCUUGGAGGCAAGUAAUGUCGAUGGGAGAUGGUGCAUCAGAUCAGGAGCACAUCAAGUAACUAGUUUUAAGGGGUUACUGCUUUCGAGUGGAGCUGGGAUGGGUAACACUAUAGAACCAGUCUCUGCUGUGCAUUUGAAUGAUGAAUUACUUGGAGCAAAGGCAUCCAUAGCUGAUGCAGAAGCAGAAAUUCUUAUAGAAUUAACAGAAAAGAUUAAGCUGGACCUUGAUAGCAUUGACUCAUUGUUGAAGGAUGUAAUUGCACUUGAUGUAAUAAAUGCUAGGGCAAGUUAUGGCCUGUCAUUAGGAGGAACCUGUCCUGAGUUGCUUUUACUUGAUGAUCAGAACACUCCAUUAUCCUCAGAAGGCUUAAUGGAUAAAAGUAAUUCUGUCAAGCUCGCAUUUCAAACCAAGAAGAAAUGGAAGCUUUGUUUGCCCAAGGCAUUUCAUCCUCUUUUACUUCAACAGCACCGGCAUUAUCUUGUUGAAGCCAAAAAGGAUGCUGCUAAUGCUAUUGCUGACUUCAGGAGAAGAAGACUAUAUGGAAAAAAUAUAGGUCAGGAAGAAGUUACACAGUUAGAUAUUGAAAUACUACAAGAGAAGGUCAAUCAACUGGAACAGGCUCACCCAGUUCCAGCUGAUAUUCUGAUUGCUAAUAAUACAAGAGUCCUUCUUAUUACUGGACCUAAUACGGGCGGCAAAACCAUUUGCUUGAAAGCAGUUGGACUGGCUGCUAUGAUGGCUAAAGCAGGCCUGUAUGUUAUAUGUGCUGAAUCAGCUCAAGUUCCGUGGUUUGAUUCUAUUUUUGCUGAUAUUGGUGACGAACAAUCAUUAUCUCAGUCUUUAUCAACUUUCUCUGGACACCUCAGACAAAUCAGUGAUAUACAAGCUAGAUCGACAAGUCAGUCCCUGGUGCUUUUGGAUGAAGUUGGUGCUGGCACUAAUCCCUUAGAGGGAGCAGCACUUGGCAUGUCUAUUCUUGAGUCAUUUGCUGAAGCUGGUGCUUUGCUAACUGUAGCCACUACUCAUCAUGGUGAACUUAAAACCCUCAAGUACAGCAAUGAUGCAUUUGAGAAUGCAUGCAUGGAGUUUGAUGAAGUCAACUUAAAACCAACCUACAAGAUUCUUUGGGGAGUUCCAGGACGUUCAAAUGCUAUAAAUAUAGCCGAAAGGCUCAAGUUGCCGAAAGUUAUUAUAAAUAAUGCCCGUUUACUAUAUGGAGUAGCCAGUGCAGAGAUAGAUGAGGUCAUAUUUGAUUUAGAAAAGUUCAAGCUAGAUAUUGAAGAAUACGUAGAUGAGUCUCGACAUUAUUUGAGGCUUUCCAGAGAACUUCAUGAAAAAUUACAGCGUGCACGGAGGAAGCUUGAUGAGCAUAGUUCAGAUAUGAAAUAUGGAAUGGUUCGACAAAUAUUAGACUUUGCUUCUAUGGCACGCUCAAUUCUUCACAAGAAGAUGCGUGAAUAUCGUGCGUCUGUGCGUGAGGUUUCCCAUUCUGCCGAAGAAGACACUUAUCAGUCUAGCGUGGCAGUUAAAAGCCAGCAUUCUGCAGCAAGUGCUAAGUCACUCAUCCCAGAACCUCAAAGCGCUCCAUCAGUUGAAACUAAGCAUUCAUCAUCAGAGAGAAAGAUUACAAUCCCGAAGGUUGGUGAUACUGUGCAAAUAUCUUCCCUGGGGACAAAAGCAACAGUUGUUAAGGUCGAACCAUCUAAAAACGAGAUAGUCGUGCAAGCCGGUAAACUCAAGUUGAAGUUGAACUUAUCUGCAAUCAAGUCCUGACUCAUCAAUCACGUAAAAGGCUUUCCUGCUGCCGAACUGAGGGUCAACGUCAAACAAAUCUUUCUAACUCAUCUGAUCGAGUACAAAAGUUUGGAGGAUUGAUCGGUUGGCAUGUAGUGCGCGUUGUAUGCUUGUAACGCAAGUAAUGAGCCUUAAUUUUUUAUGGCUGAACUUGUUUGAUCUCAAGAGUUAAAAUGUCCGCUUUCGAGGCUUUGUAUAGUAGUCAAAUCGAGUUCGAUAAAUUAUCAGUUGCAUAAAGGUUUAGAUGCUCAAAAAUUGCCUCACAAGUUUUCCUUUUCCAUGAAUAAUGCAAUAAAGACUCCGUAGUUAUGAGCAA
Molecule: messenger RNA, 2978 nt
Organism: Amaranthus tricolor (Joseph's coat)
Lineage: Eukaryota; Viridiplantae; Streptophyta; Magnoliopsida; Caryophyllales; Amaranthaceae
Exons: 20
Coding region: 23-2641 (872 amino acids)
Biological process (GO): negative regulation of DNA recombination; mismatch repair
Molecular function (GO): ATP binding; ATP-dependent DNA damage sensor activity; mismatched DNA binding
Source: RefSeq, a predicted model, not a curated record